Messenger RNA from Vespula vulgaris, 1510 nucleotides. RefSeq names its product peptidoglycan recognition protein 3-like. Gene Ontology annotation, biological process: peptidoglycan catabolic process. Bases 57 to 1307 code for a protein of 416 amino acids. NCBI's taxonomy places the organism in Eukaryota, Metazoa, Arthropoda, Insecta, Hymenoptera, Vespidae. Gene Ontology annotation, molecular function: N-acetylmuramoyl-L-alanine amidase activity; zinc ion binding. The record is from RefSeq and is a predicted model, not a curated record. The transcript is spliced from 7 exons.
AUUCAGUUUCACUUUUGACCAACUACGGUGACUACGUUGACCUUCGAGGACUUGCGAUGACAAGAAGUAUCCUUAUUUUCAACAUUAUCCUCAUCAUUUUUCAAUUACAAAAUGAUUUGGUCCUUGGCGCGCCGCUAAACGAGACGAUGUAUCGUCUCAAUACUACUGGUUGUCCAAGGAUUGUCACAAGAGAGGAAUGGAAAGCUCGUAAACCGUUGGGCGAGCAACAACUCGAACGUACACCAACGCCUUAUGUCGUGAUCCACCAUGGUGGAAUUCGUCAAUAUUGUUACGAUCAGGAAGCCUGCAGCAAGAUAGUCAGAUCUUAUCAGAAUCUGCAUAUCGACGAUCGUGGUUGGUUCGACCUUGGUUAUAAUUUCGUUAUAGGCGAAGAUGGUAACGUGUACGAAGGCCGUGGAUGGAAUAAAGUUGGUGCACACGCGCCUGGAUAUAAUUUUCAAAGUAUCGGUAUUUGCAUCAUAGGAGAUUUUAUGGAUUUUCUUCCAAAUGACGCGGCCCUUCGUGCCUUAAAUUCUCUCAUUUCUUGUGGCAUCUCUCUUGGAAAAAUACAUCAUGAUUAUAACGUUAUCGGACAUCGGCAAGCACGUAGUACACUUUGUCCAGGAGAUACAUUUUACAAAUACGUUAUGACACUUCCUCAUUGGACAUCUCAUCCCAUACCCGACAGAGUACAAAUUACAACGGAAGCUCCAUCACAGGUACCAAAAGGAAACGACCCGAAUAACGAUUACAAUAUCGAUAAAGUUAUAUUAGAUUUAUUGAAUUUUUAUCGCAGAACACCUAAUAUCAUUUCGAGACAACAAUGGGGAGCUAGACCGCCGAAAACUACUAUACCUGCUCUUAAAAUUAAUCCAGUUCCUUACGUUGUUAUUCAUCAUUCGGAUACAGUUGGUUGUAACACUCAAGCAAUUUGUCAGGCUAGAGUUAGAAGUUUUCAGAAUAAUCAUAUGAACACGAAAAAAUGGGACGACAUCGGCUACAAUUUUUUGGUCGGUGAAGAUGGUAAUGUCUACGAAGGUCGUGGCUGGGGUAAACAUGGCUCACAUUCGGUCCAGUACAAUGCCAAAAGUAUCGGUAUUUGCCUCAUUGGUAAAUUUACAAAUACCGUACCAAAUUCAGCGAGCGUUCGAGCAACACAGAAUUUGAUAGCUUACGGAGUAGCUAACAACAAAAUCAAGUCCGAUUACAAACUUCUUGGCCAUCGACAAACCGCUCAAACUAGUUGUCCUGGAAAUGCUUUAUACAAUUUGAUUAAAACAUGGGCUCACUGGUCCGAGAAACCAUAAGAGUUAUGCGAUUAAAUUGAUCUAUGAAAUGUAACGUCUUAUUGUUUUAAACUUGACAAUCAUUGGAAAGUUGAACGGAUAGUUUUUUUUUUAUUUUUCUUUACGACAGAUAAGUUCAAAUUCGAUUUUCAUGCAAAUAUUUUUACUUGUUGUUUCGUAAAGAAAGAGUUCUAAAAGUAUUAAUAAAAUUUUCUUUGAACAUA